Cydia amplana is the source of this 974-nucleotide messenger RNA. It is a transcript of the gene RpL7A, whose product is annotated as large ribosomal subunit protein eL8. Gene Ontology annotation, molecular function: RNA binding. Bases 146 to 952 code for a protein of 268 amino acids. The record is from RefSeq and is a predicted model, not a curated record. Gene Ontology annotation, biological process: maturation of LSU-rRNA; ribosome biogenesis. The transcript is spliced from 7 exons. Lineage: Eukaryota; Metazoa; Arthropoda; Insecta; Lepidoptera; Tortricidae. Gene Ontology annotation, cellular component: cytosolic large ribosomal subunit.
AUCAAUCCAUAGACAUUGUAGUUUCCAUUCCGACUUUGACGUCUCCUCCUUUUUCUUUCGGCCAUUAACGCCGAAAGUUUGGUGUUCACAUUGAGUCACGGAUCCAUUCGUGGCCCUUAGAUCACUUAUUUAAAAUCCAUUCACGAUGGUGCAGAAGAAGCCCAAAAAGAAGGUUGGAAAGAAGAUCGCGGCGGCCCCGCUGGUCGUAAAGAAGGUUGAGCCUAAAAAGGUAGUCAACCCACUCUUCGAAAAGAGGGCCAAGAACUUCGCUAUUGGCCAGGAUAUCCAGCCCACGCGCGACCUGUCCCGGUUCGUCCGCUGGCCGAAAUACAUCCGCAUCCAGCGGCAGAAGGCGGUGCUGCAGCGCCGGCUCAAGGUGCCGCCUCCGAUCAACCAGUUCACUCAGACCUUGGACAAAACCACAGCUAAGGGACUCUUCAAGAUCCUGGAGAAAUACAGGCCCGAGACGCAGGCCGUUCGGAAAGAGCGCCUAAAGAAGGCUGCGGAGGCCAAGGUCGCCAAGAAAGAUGAGCCCCUGCCCAAGAGGCCCAACACCAUCCGCUCCGGCACCAACACCGUGACCAAGCUGGUGGAAAAGAAGAAGGCACAGCUGGUAGUCAUCGCCCACGAUGUCGACCCUAUUGAGCUGGUCCUGUUCCUGCCGGCCCUGUGCCGCAAGAUGGGCGUGCCCUACUGCAUCGUGAAGGGCAAGUCCCGCCUCGGCGCGCUCGUGCACCGGAAGACGUGCACGUGCCUGGCGCUCACACACGUGGAGGCGGGAGACCGCGCGGCGUUCACCAAGGCCGUGGAGGCCAUCAGGACGAAUUUCAACGAGCGGUACGAGGAACUGCGCAGGCACUGGGGCGGCGGCGUGCUUGGCAACAAGUCCAACGCGCGCAUCGCCAAGUUGGAGAAGGCGAAGGCGCGCGAGCUCGCGCAGAAGCAGGGUUGAGCUGAAUAAAUCUUAAUGCGUA